Spea bombifrons (plains spadefoot toad) is the source of this 7955-nucleotide messenger RNA. RefSeq names its product histone deacetylase 4 (gene HDAC4). Gene Ontology annotation, biological process: negative regulation of transcription by RNA polymerase II; chromatin organization. The record is from RefSeq and is a predicted model, not a curated record. Bases 393 to 3578 code for a protein of 1061 amino acids. Gene Ontology annotation, molecular function: histone deacetylase activity. Gene Ontology annotation, cellular component: histone deacetylase complex. The transcript is spliced from 27 exons. Lineage: Eukaryota; Metazoa; Chordata; Amphibia; Anura; Pelobatidae.
UUUGUUGCCGGAGUGACAUCGUUGGUGUCCAAUGAAUGAGCCGUGUAGGGUAGGGCGCUGUGUGAGGAGGCGCGGGAUGUCGGCCGUUCGGAGGCUCGGGUUGAUCAGGAGAGAGUAGGAGAAAUCGGGAAGGAGAGCGAGCGAGGCCCGGGUGUUAAUAACAGGCCGCUGGGGCUACCGAGCGGCUGAGACAGGGACAGCGGACGAUAGGAACCGAUUACUAGCCUGUCUUCAUAUAAAAUCUGCACAUUUGGGAAAACCCUUCCAGUGACUUCAUGUUUGUUUUCUUGGACUUUAUCCUCCUGGAAGUGUUUCAUGUUCUUUGCCUAGACCAAGUGUUCUGGACUAUUCAACCUGGUUUCCGCUUCUAGAGGAAUCAUCUUGGGCCUGACAUGAGCUCCCAGUCUCAUCCAGAUGGAAUUUCUGGUCGGGACCAACCAGUUGAACUUCUGACGCAGAGUCGUGCCAAACAUAUGCCAAGCACUGUUGAUGUGAGUGCUGCCGUGCCACUUCAAGUGGCUCCCAGCACUCUCCCCAUGGACCUGAGGCUUGACCCCCAGUAUUCGAUCACAGGGCCGGACUCCAGUGCUAGGGAGCAACAGCUGCAGCAGGAGCUAAUAUCUUUGAAACAGAAACAACAGAUCCAGAGGCAGCUCCUUAUAGCGGAGUUUCAAAGGCAACAUGAACAACUCUCACGACAACACGAAGCCCAGCUUCAUGAGCAUGUGAAGCAACAACAGGAGCUCCUGGCUAUGAAGCAUCAGCAAGAGCUUCUUGAACAUCAGAGGAAGCUGGAGCAGCAUCGCCAAGAGCAGGAGAUGGAGAAACAGCAACGAGAGCAGAAGUUGAUUCAGUUGAAGAACAAAGAAAAAGGAAAAGAAAGCGCGGUGGCGAGCACUGAAGUCAAAAUGAAGUUGCAAGAAUUUGUGUUGAAUAAAAAGAAAGCUCUUGCCCAUCGGAGUCUGAAUCACUGCAUGUCCAGUGACCCUCGUUUCUGGAAGACCCAACACAGCUCCCUGGAUCAGAGUCCACCCCCUCAGGGAGGAGUAUCCGCCUCGUACCACCAUCCAGUCUUGGGAAUGUACGACUCCAAAGAUGACUUCCCACUAAGAAAAACAGCAUCUGAGCCAAACCUUAAACUGCGCUCUCGACUGAAGCAGAAGGUGGCAGAGCGGAGAAGCAGCCCUCUGCUGCGCAGGAAAGACGGCCCAGGCGUUGGAAGCCUGAAAAAGCGCCCCCUAGAUGUGUCGGACUCUGCGUGUAACAGUGCUCCUGGCUCUGGACCUAGUUCUCCUAACAACAGCUCCAGCAACAUCAAUACUGAAAAUGGCAUCACUGGGUCUUUGGGCAUCCAGGCAGAGGCAGCGCUGGCUCAUAGACUGGUGACCAGGGAUGGCUCAGUUACCCAGCUCCCACUGUACACCUCGCCUUCUUUACCUAACAUCACGUUGGGACUACCUGCCACUGGUACUUCAAAUGGUGGAUCGGCACAGGAUAAUGAACGUCUCUCUUUGCCAGCACUUCAGCAACGUCUUUCUCUGUUUCCUGCUGCUCAUCUCACUACUUACCUUGGGUCAGAAGCUGCAAGUUCCCAUAAUCCUCUCCUUAAACAUAUGGUCUUACUAGAACAGCCCAAUGCACAGAGCCCUUUGGUGUCAGGUUUGGGGGGUCUCCCGCUUCACUCUCAGUCGCUGGUGUCUCCUGAUCGCGUCUCCCCCACCAUGCACAAAUUGCGUCAGCACCGCCCGUUGGGUCGGACUCAGUCGGCUCCUCUCCCGCAGAACUCCCAUGCUUUGCAGCACCUGGUCAUUCAACAGCAGCACCAGCAAUUCCUAGAGAAGCACAAACAACAAUUCCAGCAGCAACAGCUGCACCUCAACAAAAUGAUUCCUAAAGUAAAUGAGGCUCCACGGCAGCAUGAGAGCCACCCUGAGGAGACUGAAGAGGAGCUUCGCGAGCACCAAGGGCUUCAUGAAGAGCCGUACACAGAGCGUUUGGCUGAUCCAGACCGGGUGGUGCAUGUGAAGCAGGAGAGAGAGGAGAGUGAGGAUGAAGAUAGCACACAGGAGUUUGAGCAAAACAAACUGCAGGCUGAACAAGACCUGCUGUUCCGACAGCAAACUUUGUUACUGGAACAGCAACGGAUUAAUCAGCUGAGGAACUACCAGGCCUCCAUGGAGGCUGCUGGCUUAGUGGUCCAAUUCAGUGGGCAUAGACCUCUGUCAAGGGCGCAGUCUUCACCGGCUUCUGCUUCCUUCCCUAUGUCUGUUCAGGAGGCACCCAGCAAGCCCAGAUUUACCACAGGCCUUGUGUAUGAUACAUUGAUGCAGAAGCACCAGUGUAUAUGUGGUAACACAAACAGUCACCCUGAACAUGCCGGAAGAAUUCAAAGCAUUUGGUCAAGGCUGCAAGAGACUGGCCUACGUAGUAUGUGUGAGUGUAUCAGAGGAAGGAAAGCUACCCUUGAGGAAUUGCAGAGUGUUCACUCAGAGGCUCACGCAUUGCUAUACGGUACCAACCCCCUGAACCGUCAGAAACUAGAGGGUUCUUUGACCUCCAUGUUCGUGCGUCUCCCAUGUGGUGGUGUUGGGGUUGACAGUGAUACUAUCUGGAAUGAAGUCCACUCCUCUGGGGCGGCGCGGCUGGCUGUUGGCUGUGUUGUAGAACUUUCGUCCAAGGUGGUGUCUGGGGAACUGAAGAACGGUUUUGCUGUGGUCCGUCCUCCUGGUCAUCAUGCAGAGGAGAGUACACCUAUGGGAUUCUGUUACUUCAACUCAGUUGCAAUAGCAGCCAAGAUCCUUCAGCAGAGAUUCCGGGUGGAGAAAACUCUGAUUUUGGACUGGGAUGUGCACCACGGAAACGGUACCCAGCAGGCCUUUUAUUCUGAUCCCAGUGUCCUCUACAUAUCAGUCCACCGCUACGACGAUGGCAAUUUCUUUCCAGGCAGCGGGGCUCCAGAUGAGGUUGGCACCGGAGCUGGUGUGGGUUUUAAUGUGAACGUUGCCUUUACUGGUGGCCUAGACCCUCCGAUGGGAGAUGCUGAGUACUUGGCAGCUUUCAGGACAGUGGUGAUGCCCAUAGCCCAGGAGUUCUGCCCAGAGGUAGUUCUGGUGUCUGCUGGAUUUGAUGCAGUGGAAGGACACCCAGCUCCACUUGGAGGUUACAGAGUAUCAGCCAAGUGUUUUGGGUAUCUAACAAAGCAACUCAUGAGUUUGGCAGGAGGCCGUGUCAUUUUGGCCCUGGAGGGUGGUCAUGACCUUACAGCCAUAUGUGAUGCUUCUGAAGCCUGUGUGUCUGCUUUGCUGGGGAAUGAGUUGGAGCCGCUUCCCGAGGCAGUGCUGCAGCAAAGACCCAACAGCAAUGCUGUAAGCUCCCUGGAGAAGGUCAUCCAGAUCCACAGUGAGUACUGGUCCUGUUUCCACCUCAUUUCCUCAUCCGUUUCCUAUUCACUUCUUGAGGCACAGAAGUCUGAGAGCGAAGAGGCAGAGACAGUGACUGCAAUGGCAUCCCUUUCUGUAGGAGUCGGUCAGGAGAGGAGGACUGAAGAUGAGCCAAUGGAUGAAGAACCCCCUCUGUAGCAAAAGGGCUGAUGUGUAAUUCUUUAUCAUUACUGGGGCAGCUCCCUCAGAUUUCUCCGCCUGUGCUCUGUCCCCAUGAAGACGAGCAGCGAUAUGGAUGUAAAGAAUCCUGUGUAUAUCACAUCCACAGAACCACAAACCAAGGUGCACUGUGCGCCGUACGGCUGUAACAUGCCACCCUUCUCAAGGGGGCUCUGCUCCUUCAGGAGCAUCUGGCAGCUCUUGCCAAAAAUUUUAUUUGCUUUCAUGUUUUUAACAAAUAUUAUUCAAAGAAAAACAAAGUAAAAAAUGAUGACCUCUGGGGUCUCACAACAACUUGGUGCUUUAACGAUCUGCAGAUUCACAAAGACUGUGUGCGCACUGGAGAGAGCACAGGGUUACCACACUGUACGGACACUGUUUAAACCACUCAGUUUAGUCCACAUCUUGGACAUUUCUCCUCGGUGGAUACAGUUAUCAAGUAGAACCUGUUGGGUGAAAACAGUGAAGGUCCUAAUCUGGAGAGGAGGAGUAUAAAGGAUUGUGCCUUGUCCAUGAUUGGAACAAGUUUUUUUUCCAUUUUGAUGGUUUGUUCCUUUUAUUUUUGUGAAGGUUGGGAGGACUUGCCUUAAAUUCUAAACACCACAGCCAAGAGGAGUUGUGGGAAGCCACAACGCACAAAUCUUGUCCUCUUAUAGACAGAAUUCUUCGUGGCAUUUUUGUAACAAGCGGCAAUCUCCUUUAAUGUUUUCCUUUUAUUUCUCUAAACUAGUUUGCAAGUCGUAUACUUACGAUGAUCUCCACCACUCAUCUUCUGUAUGUAUUAAGAAUAUAUGUUCCUACUACCAGUGAUUUGUGGAUACCUUUCUACAUGGGUGGAGAUAAGGUUGCAGCCUCUCGCUGCGCAGGGAGCAUAUACUGGUCUGCGCAAUUCAUUUUAAGGGGCUUGUUAUUUUGUUUCUUAAUUUUUUUUUUGUAGGUUUUUAAUGAGCUAGCUCAUCACAGGCAAAUAGAACAUUUCCAGUUCCCAUUUCAUUUUUUUAAUGAUUUUUCAUUCAAAGCUUUAUAUGUAUAUUUUUUGUAAGAAAAGUGUUCUUGUGGUAACUUUCAGAUUUUCCAGUUUUUUUGUAUCGAAACUUUUUUUUUUGUAUUGAGUUUCCCUUCAGGGGAUGUUUUCAUUUUUUAGGUUCAUAUUUUUCCUUCUCUGAUCUUCCCUUACAUAUUCCCUGUAUGUAUCCAAGAUACUGGGACAACGGCAGUGGACAUUUCCUUUAUGCAUCUGGCCUGUUGAAAGGGGGACAGUGGACUUUGAUUAGUUUGCUCAUCUGGAUUUCAGUUUCAAGCCGGGUCCCUUUAACUCACCUCAUGUGACACAAGAUCAGAGAGGCAUUGAUAAAAAGUUUGAUUUUUUUAUGAGACCAAUCAUGUACUGUAUGUGAGCCUUGCUCCUGGUAUUGCAUGGAGGGAGCAUGGUGCGCUCGGUAUUGGAUAUAACCUCAAUAUAGCACUUAUUAUCCAUGCUGAGGUCUGAGUUGUAGCUGAUUGACAGCAGCAUGUAACUCACACCCACUGCUAGACAGCAGAUUCCUGAGACUAACCUGCUCACUGUUACUGGGAAUAGUCUGUUUAACCUGUUCCCUUCCAGUCUGUUCCCCACACCCGGUGGAAUUAACUCUGGUGAGAAUAUCUUAGGAGUUGCUCUGCAGCCUGCACCUUGACAUUGGCUGUUUCUUGUCCUGGCAGCACAUUGGUAUGCCGAGGAAUUAUAACCACGUUAGGGUUGGGAGAGGGGCCAUUAACAGUCCCUCUGUGUUUUGGGACCUUCACAUUGUGCCCUUACUCUGUGUAUUUAUUAUAUAUUUUCUGACCGUUUUUGCAUCUACACUACAGCCUAAGACUGCGCACAGCACCACACUGGGCCAUACAGCGGUUUUCUUUCCCAGGUCAAUUUAUCAUACGCUCUCGGUCCUGGACUUUGGUUGGCCGAGGUCUGAUCUCUCGGUACUAAUUCAGUUUGGGGUCUGUGGCUCGGUCCUCCGUAACUCUGCAUGUUUUUGAUACUCUUGUGGUGCAUAGUCUGUAUCUGCUCUGUUAGGUGUGUACAGAAACAUUAAUGUACGACACUUUCAGUACGCAACAUAAUUGAUAUGCCUGUUGCACCCCCAAAAAACCAAAAACAAUAAAAUGCCGUUCAUUCACAUCAUGUUUGUUUAUACUGUGAUAUAUAAUUACACGGGCAUUCAUCUUUUUGGUCUACUUUGUUUUGGUUUCAAAACAAUUUAGCAACGUAUUUACAAAUUAGUUAAAAAUCUGCCUGUACAUGUAUUCUAAAUGUACCUUUCAGAGCAUGAUCGGUUAGAAAACACAAUUCUGUGGGUUUUGUGUGAUGCCCAUCAUAUGCAGGAUGCGUAGUUUCCUAGUGCACGGCUUGUGAGUUGCUGGACGGGCUACAUAUCUGUGGUGUAUGUGUUUUGAUUUGUCUUUUUCCUCCAGUUGGCCUCCAUUCAGGUGGGAUGUCUCCUGUCACCAAACACUACCCUUCCCUCACUACAAACCCCAUUCCGUGUGUUCUUUAAUUCCUGCACGCUUCACCUUUCUACUCAUUCCAUGUUUUAGACAUGAUUUUGUGUGCAAGGAAGAGGCAACACUCCUAUUUCCGGGCAUUGAAUUCCCUAUAAAUAAGAGUAUAUAUAUAGUAUAUAUAUAUAUAUAUAAAGAUAACUAUAUAUAGAAAUAUAUAUAUGAAUUUAUUUUUCUAGUUUUUACUAUAUACAUUGGAGGCUGCAUGAUUCAAGCACAGAUCGAUCCUGUAUCGUGUACCUGGUUAGGAUUCUGUGCCAGGCCAGGGGGCUCAGUUCACUUUUUGUUGGCCAGACUGAGUAUUAUUCUGUGCUGGGGUGCAUUCCCUCUGUGUGUAUGUUAAAAAAAAAAUAUAUAUAUAUAUAUUUCAUUAAGUUUGUUUAAUUAGUUGAUUUUUUGCAGAAAAAUGUGCCUGCCAAGGAUGAAGAAGGGGUGUAUCCAGGUGCACAAAAGAAAGUAAUGAAUAUGUCUGAAUGUGUUGAGAUUUAUAUUUUUGAUUCCUAAUUUGUCAAACACUAUAUUUUAGGGCUGCAGCCCUGUGGCAAACACUGUGUACUUUAUGUAUGAAUGCCUGUUAGACGUGUUUUACACCCCUUUGUUCAUCUCGCCCUCUCUGCUAUUUCACUGGCCUAACACAGACUGUACUGAUCCCCCACGUUAACGGGUCAGACAUCAUGCAUUAACUCUCAGAUUUUAGACGUUCGAUAUAGGUCAUUCAGGCAGAAUAAAGUGUAUAGUUUUUGAUGUUUAUUUUGAAACCCUGCUAAGUGGGGCAAACAUGUUUUGGGAGUAGUGUUUCUGACACCAAAGGGAGCCCGGUGCUGAGGUUACCCAUGUGUGUUGUGUACCUGUAGUAUGAACAGGGAGAGACACCUCCUAUAGCUGUCACAGCAGGUGUGCAUGAAUGAAAUGGUACAGUGUUUGUUUUUCUUUUUGUUAUAAUGCAUUUAAUCAUUCCCGUCAUUCUAGUGUGUAUAAACUCACAGGCGUUGUGACCGGACUGGAUCUCUUUAAGACACUGUACACAUUGCCUGCUUGUAUCAUCUCCCGAUGCUCAUUGGUAGUGGGGUGCUGUCUGUGUCUAUCUAUGAUUGUAUGUUUACUUAAGAGAGAAUUCUCUCAUCGCAGGCAGGGGAGCGUCUUUGCCUGUUUCCAUAAGUGUGGACAUUCUCACCCACGCUGCCAGUGCACUGUGUUUAAAUAAAAAGACAUAAAAAAUAUGAACUUAACAGCAAAAAAGGCCCUCCAGCAACAGUCAUUUUGUGUGUUUGGCCCUAAAGUACAGGGUCAACUUUUUCAUACCGAUUAGAAAAAGGGAUUACACACAUCUGUCUGGGGUGUGGCUUUCCAUAUUCGGAAGAUGAGACGUGUAUGUACAUGUAUAUAUACAUUAUAAAUAUAUAUAUAAUUAAGAAUUUAAACGUAAAGAAUUUGAUGCAAUUUUCGCCUGAUCUCACUGAAGAUUUGCGGUGAUUAUUUUAUAACAACGAAUCCUGAACACUUUGCAUUCACCUGCUGUUUGUUGGGAACUUUUUUUUGUAGGUUUUUUUUAUUUUAUUUUAUUAUUUUUUUUGACCCAUUGUUACAAAAAUGUGGCAUGGUAUUCUUUUCUGUUCUUCUGCAGGAGGUGGGUGCAUUUUUUGUUUUAUUUUCAUAUUUGCAAGGUUUUUUUAAAUCUGUGUUUUUCCACUCACUGUUUGUUCCUUUUUUUCUGUGACAAGAACGACUGAUUUGAACUUUCUUAGCAGUGCAGUAUUUUGUACCACAUGAUGGCAGUGUGUUACUCUUGUGAUGUAAAUAAACUGAAACGUUACCUAC